AGGGCGGUCUCCUCAAGAAAAAAAAAAAGUGGCGACAAGGAAUUGAAGUUAACGUAGCAAUGAGCGACGAACCUGCACAGCAGAUCAUACCCAGGAUAUGGGUCGGACGAUAUGCAGCCAUAACGACUCCCGGUUUUUUGGAAAAGAACGACAUCAAAAAUGUGAUAUCGGUGUGUCCUUGUGAAGACACUUUGACAGGCUACAACCAGCUGGUUGUUUCCAUUCUCGAUGUGGCGGAAGAAAACAUUAUGAAGCAUUUUCCUGAAACCAAUCAGUUCAUCCAGUCUUCAAUCGACAAGGAGGAGAAUAUCCUUGUUCAUUGUGAAGCCGGCAUGUCUCGCAGUGUUACGAUAGUGACAGCAUAUUUAAUGUGGUCUAGAAAGAUCACCGCCAAGAAAGCUAUUUCAAUCAUCAAAGCAGAAUGGCCAAGUGCUAGCCCAAACAGUGGAUUUUUUAUGCAACUUGGAAUUUAUGAAGAAAUUGAUUAUACCGUCGAUCAACAGCGAACCGAGUAUAGACGAUUCCUUAUGGCAAAUAUGGCCGAAGAACGUGAAAUGCACGGUUAUGUUGCUGAAAUGACAUUAGCGGCCGAUCCAGAAAAUGCCGCUAAGCAGGGUAGAGCAUCUCUCAGAUGCAAAAAGUGUCGUCGAGUCCUAGUUGACAAGGAUAAUAUUAUCGAACACGAGCCAGGCAAAGGCCAGCAAGCAUUCUCGUACCACAAACGAGACUCGUCUCUUCAUAUUUCUGAGACUGCGUCCUCCGAUCACGGCGAAGUCAAUACAGUUGCACAAGUCAAUACUUCUCUCAACCCUCUUCUUGCAUCAUUGGCAACUUCGAAGAACAACUGUUCAUCGUAUUUCAUCGAGCCAAUGGAGUGGAUUAAUGGAUUAGACCAGUGGAACAUUGAAGGAAGGUUAGACUGCCCAAGAUGUCACACGAAAUUAGGUUCCUAUUGCUGGUCAGGCGCGCAAUGUUCAUGUGGAAGAUGGGUCACACCUGCGUUCACUCUUCAUCGAAAGCAAGUAGACGAAAUCAAAGCUGUCAAGUUACGUUAAGUCCUUAUCAUCUGUAUUAUUACAUAUGAUCAAAGCAUAGAUCAGAAAUCAUCAUCCUGUUGCUAUUUACUACAAUUGUAAUUCCACACCACCAUACACACACAUUUGCUUGAUCACCAAUAAAUUUUGCUUCGGUUUCAACUAAUUGAGCCUUUAAUAUCUGACAUUGAACAUCACACCAAGCAGUGUGAGGAAAGGGGGCCAAAAAAAUUAUAUCAUUACACCUCGAUUUGAAACUCCAGGUGAGAUGCCUGGAUUAUUGAGUCCCAUUGCUG
Umbelopsis ramanniana AG is the source of this 1330-nucleotide messenger RNA. RefSeq lists its product as uncharacterized. NCBI's taxonomy places the organism in Eukaryota, Fungi, Mucoromycota, Umbelopsidomycetes, Umbelopsidales, Umbelopsidaceae. Gene Ontology annotation, molecular function: protein tyrosine/serine/threonine phosphatase activity. Gene Ontology annotation, cellular component: nucleus. The transcript has 4 exons. Gene Ontology annotation, biological process: protein dephosphorylation. The record is from RefSeq and is a predicted model, not a curated record. The coding region runs from base 60 to 1055 and encodes 331 amino acids.